CUGGGCCUGCCCAUCCCUCGGGGUUUCCAUCCUGGCCGCUGCGGGUGAGCCCUCCCUGGGAAGCCGGGGGUCCGAAACGUGAUGCUGUCGUUUGCGAGCCUCCCCUCUUCUCACAGAGAGAUUUCGGGAGCAGAGGGGAGGUGAGCUCGAAGGAUGGGUAAGAGUUUGCAGUGGAUUUUGGAUAAACAAGAUCUGUUGAAAGAGCGCCAAAAGGACCUAAAGUUUCUCUCAGAAGAGGAGUAUUGGAAGUUACAAAUAUUUUUUACAAAUGUUAUCCAAGCAUUAGGUGAACAUCUUAAAUUAAGACAACAAGUUAUUGCUACUGCUACAGUCUAUUUCAAGAGAUUCUAUGCUAGGUAUUCUCUGAAAAGUAUAGAUCCUGUAUUAAUGGCGCCUACAUGUGUGUUUCUGGCAUCCAAAGUAGAGGAAUUUGGUGUUGUCUCAAAUACAAGAUUGAUUGCUGCUACUACUUCUGUAUUAAAAACUAGAUUUUCAUAUGCUUUUCCAAAGGAAUUUCCUUACAGGAUGAAUCAUAUACUAGAAUGUGAAUUUUACCUCUUAGAAUUAAUGGACUGUUGCUUGAUAGUGUAUCAUCCUUAUAGACCUUUGCUCCAGUAUGUGCAGGACAUGGGCCAGGAAGACGUGCUGCUUCCCCUUGCAUGGAGGAUAGUGAAUGAUACCUACAGGACGGAUCUCUGUCUGCUGUACCCUCCGUUCAUGAUCGCUUUAGCUUGCCUACAUGUAGCCUGUGUCGUACAACAGAAAGAUGCUAGACAGUGGUUUGCAGAACUUUCUGUGGAUAUGGAGAAGAUUUUGGAAAUAAUCAGGGUUAUUUUAAAACUGUAUGAGCAGUGGAAGAAUUUUGAUGAGAGAAAAGAGAUGGCAACUAUUCUUAGUAAGAUGCCGAAACCAAAACCACCUCCAAACAGAAGCUCCCUGAGUGACUCUCCACUAAUGGCAGGGCCUGAAGCUGCAAGAUGAUGCUGGACAAGAUAAGGCAAUCUCCUAUUGUCACAGUUACUGGUACUUUCAGCUUUAGUUAUUUUUAUUUUAAUAUUCAGCAUUUUUCAAAUAAAUUACCAUAUUUUUGAUGUAUAAAGGUUUGUUAUCAUUACCAUAUGAUUUUAUUAUGCCAUUGGACAACAGGUUUUUUUUUUCCUUUUUCCUUUUUUUUUUUUGAAAGACACUUUGGAUUUUCCUAAAGAGUAGAAAUGGAAUUUUAUAUGUCAGAUUUAAUUUUGUAGGAAAUUUGUUCAGAAGAAAUUGUAAUCUCUAUGUUGAGUGAUACCUGUAAUAAUAGUGAAAUCGUACUCUAACUUAAAUCGUUGAAUGUAUAUGGACACUAACUUCCAGACUGCUUGUUAUGUAUGAGGGCCUCAAGCUACAGAAGAAUAAAAACAUAAAACCAACUUUUAGUUUUCUGGAUUUUAAUUUUUCUACAUUUGUGUUUUAUAAUCAGGAAUGUCUGUUUUAUAAAAUUGCUCCACAGAAUAAAGAACUUCAGAAAUUAAUAGUACUAUCAGAGUAUUUUAAAAAUGAAUCUUUUAAUUGGCAUAAAAUUUCUUUCUUCCCCAUUUGAACAGUGAAGGUGAGCAGGGUCCAAAUGGAAGUCAGAACUCUAGCUACAGCCAAUCUUAAAACACCCUGAAGAAUCCCGUAGUGGACCACUUGGAAGUAAAGCAUUGGACAGUUUGAGUAAUGUCUUCAUUGGAAGCAGAUGCAAAUGAAUAGCUUGUUUCUGUCAAGCAUAUUGGGAAUUGACUUAAUUUUCACAAAAUAAGGUUUUUUCCUAACUUGAUUUAGUGUGUAAUUUAUUAAUGCUUAAUUACAAAAUUUAGUAAGGCUCUAAAGGAACCUAUAGCCAUACACAGACAUUUCAGGGUUAACCUCUCUUACAUACACAUAUGUAUAUAGACACAUACUAAUACUGGUUUUUGAUUAGAUAAUUGAAGGGUUUUUUUUAAUUAAUAAUAAUAACUUUUUAUUAAGUCAGGAAACAUGAAAUGUCAUUUGUUGAAAUUUUUCUUUCAGCAUUGAGGGACCAAAAGAGGACAUAAAAAGUCAAUAAAACUACCCCCAGCCCAGUUAAAUUUUAAAACUGGAUAUAAGAAAUUAAAUCUUAGAAAAUCCUUAGAAGGUUUUAGAAAUGAUAAUUACAGUUUGAGGGAGAUUAAUCAAGAACUUACUUAUUUUAAAAUUGAUUGUAUUUAAUACUUUUUGUAUCAUUACAGAAGAUACUGGCCCAGCCUAUCAAAAAGUGCAAUAUAUAUAUAGCAUACUUUGACAUUUUAAAGGUUGGAUUGACUUACUAGCUGUUUUGAAAACCUAAAAGAAAAGGUUAUUUGCAACUAAUUUAUAGUUAAAUUAGUUUAACUUGAUUAAACACUUAAGGUAAAAUUUGGUGAAAUUUUAAUGUUUAAUCUGUCCUGAAAAUUUUUUAUGAGACAUAUACACCCGGUUUAAUUUUAUGUUUUAUUGUGAACUAACAUAUGUACAGCAAGUAUUCUAAAUCAGGAAGGAACCUAGUCAGGUUUUAGACCAGUGAGAUUCUUAAUUCUCAUGGGUAUAGACUUCAGAAUAAAUGUUACAUUUGUGGGACUUCAUAAAUUAAUUAAUUUUCUUCAGACUCAAAGGGAGAAGAAUAAAUAAAGCUUGGAGUAAUGAGAUAUUAUUGUGUAGUUUUGCACCUUUUAAAAAAUAAAUCAUGAAAAAAAUUACUAAGUGUUGACUUCCUGGUUAAAAUUGGAAGAAUAAAAGUUAAGUUUUUCAGGUAUAUUAACUAAUGUCUUGAAUUCCUGUUGCUAAGUUUGACUUAGGUUCUCUGAGAAUCUUUGUGCGUGUUAAAUUAGAGCCCUAAACUCUGUAAAGAGGUGAUUUUUGUAUAGUUUAUGAAUAGAUUGUGAGGAAGGUUCUGCUUCCUAUGGGGAAUCAGAUGCAGGUGUGCUGAAAAAGAGACUUACAUUGGUACAAACAUGGACUCUCCUAAGGCCGUAUAAGGCUAAGUAACAAACAAACAGAGGAACAAACAGGCUCUCCCCGAACUCCACUUGGAUGCUUGGUAAUUGAUUUGCUUAUCCCAGCCGUUAACUAUAGUUUUAUCUUCAAGCUUUUUUAAAUCCAGUUUCUUUUUUCAGAUUUUUUUUUUUUUUUUGCUUUAUUAUUUUCUUUGCAAAUGCUCUUGUGGAUGAUUAAGACUUUGCAAAAGCAGACAAAGCCGUGAAAUAGAUCUCCAUGUGUGUAUGCUCUAGCCUCAGCCAUUACUGAUUCAUAGCCAGUUUCACCUUAAUGUAAACUUCCACACCAGUCUCCAGCUCAUACAUUAUCUUGAAGAAAAUUCUAGAUAUAUCAUUUUACCCAUACAUAAUUUCAUACUGCUAAUAGGUGAAAUAAUUAUUUACUAUUAUAUUAAAAUUCUCAAUUCCCUGAACAUUGCAGAGCAUUCUGUAUUCAUUUAUAAAUCCUUUUAGGUUUAGAUUCAUGGAUUAUUCCUCCAUGCUAUAAAAAACAUUCCCUGUUUUCAUUUCUUCAUGUAUUAAGUUUCCCAUAGCCUAAGUUUUACUGUGAGCAUCUUUAGCAUGCCAUUUAGCGAGGGUUUUUCUCCUUUGUAUUUCUGUAAAUUGAUAAUUGAAUAUGAAGGCUGAUCACACCGAGAUUCUUUUUGUUUUGGCUAGACUACUGUAGGGUGGCCAUCUCUUGUAUUAAUCAGCACAUAGUGGCUGUUGCUGUCCUCAUUUAUGACAAGUACUGUUUCAGAAUCAGUCAGUCUUAGGCACACUGUCCAGUCUCAUAGCCACCAGCCACUUAGGGCUGAACAGUUACUAUGUGGCUUGUCUGAAUGCAGAUAUGCUAUAAAUGUGCAAACAUGUUGGGUUUCAGGUACUUAUUAAUAUAAAACAAAAUAAUGUUAAAAAUCUCAAUUUGUUUAUAACCAUUAUGUGUUUUAAAUGAUAAUAUUUUGGAUACAUAGAAUUAAAUAAAACAUUAUUAAAAUUU
Molecule: messenger RNA, 3993 nt
Organism: Mus musculus (house mouse)
Lineage: Eukaryota; Metazoa; Chordata; Mammalia; Rodentia; Muridae
Gene: Ccnc
Product: cyclin C
Exons: 12
Coding region: 154-981 (275 amino acids)
Biological process (GO): G0 to G1 transition; positive regulation of transcription by RNA polymerase II; negative regulation of Notch signaling pathway
Cellular component (GO): protein-containing complex; CKM complex; cyclin-dependent protein kinase holoenzyme complex
Molecular function (GO): cyclin-dependent protein serine/threonine kinase regulator activity; identical protein binding
Source: RefSeq, a predicted model, not a curated record